This is a messenger RNA of Callorhinus ursinus (northern fur seal), 2418 nucleotides long. RefSeq names its product mab-21 like 3 (gene MAB21L3). NCBI's taxonomy places the organism in Eukaryota, Metazoa, Chordata, Mammalia, Carnivora, Otariidae. The record is from RefSeq and is a predicted model, not a curated record.
UGUAUUUAAGGUUGAUUUGUAUCAAGCCAACCCUUCUCCUGGGAAUGAAAAUUGCAGCCGUUAGGCUCUACAACUGGCCUGCUGGUCGUUCUCCCUGUUCACAUCCGGGAAGCAUCACUGAGCCCUAGUGAGAGAAGAACUGCAGUUUCAACAUCCUGAUCAGCAGCUGUGCUGGGGCAAUGGAGGAAGGGCAGCCCCAGGCACAGAAUGAUGCAAGUUUGGGCAUCUGAUGACGGCUUCUGGGGGAAGCUGAGAACUGUAGGAAAGGCCCCACCAGAAGACCGGGAAUCCCAAGUUAAUGAUUACAGUGCAGUAGAAGUAAGGACAAAAAAACGAGAGCUCAUGUGAGAAACCAGGAGGACUUUGGUGAAGUUGAAAAUGAGGCAGAGAGGGGAUUCUGAAUUGUAGGAAAUUCCAAGAGGCGGGCUCAUGUUCUGUUUGUGAAAAACCAAGUUCGGAAUGACUGACCAGUGGUAAGCCAAGAGAAGAUUCUGAAAUAUUCGGGAGCAUCUGAUAUCAAACGAAGGAGACUUUGAAUUACAAAUAGAAGAAAAUGGAAAAUCAAGGCAGUUUUGAGGAAGGGUAGCUUUGCAAUAUUUACAUAGAAUAUUUCAAUUGACUACAAUAUUUCACAGAAGAGAUCUAUAGAAGCUGGCGUGAAGGCUGGAUUAAUGAGAAUUCCCUAAAGAUGACAGACAGAUGCUCCCAAUUUGGAAAUGAGAGCUGGAGGGAAGAACUGGGAAGGCCUGUCUCUGGUCCAUGUACACAUUCUCAAAGAAAUUUAGCACCGAGACUAACAUUCUUGGGAAACCAACCUGCAAGUGUCCUCCACUGACGGACAAACCAAGACAUUGCUGCUCCAUUGAGGACUGGCCAAGAAGCCAUGAAAUCCUUGACUGCAGGAGACUUGGAAGACUGCCUUAUGACUAAGGUGGGCGUGAGGCGCCAGCAGCUCUCCCAGAUUGUGGAGGAAGUGCAGAGGGUUGUCCACCAGCUGACCACAGAAAUCAGCCACCAAGACAUUCGAUUCCAGGCCGUCCCUUACUCUGACACGUACAAUGGGAACAUUAAGGUUUUGUCCCCCAGCCGGUUCCUGGUCACCGUCCCGGUGAAGGGCCUGGCCGGGUACAGGGAGGCGAGGGAGCAACGUUGGCGCUACUACACCCUACAGGGUACCAGGCUGUCCUGCCCCUUGCAGGAUCCGGAGGGCCUGCAGCAGUGGCUGGAGGUGGAGCAGUUUAUGAAGAGCCUGUGGCAGUGGCAUGAGGCAGACGUGAACAUUGAGGGAGAUAUUGUACCCGCCAAGGUCCUCCAGGUGUUCCGGAAGCUGGUAGAAAAUGCAAUCGGAACCUGUCAUCUCUCAGGUAAGGUCAGCAUGCUAACACACCACUCUGCAGUUUGGGUUGCCGUGGAAACAGCCACAUGGCAGGUGGAGCUAGAGCUGGUCCCCACAGUGGAGAUCCCUACUGCCUGGUCUGAGAAAGCUCGGUGGCCUCCCUGUCUGAGGCGCUGGCCUUCCCGACAGAGAGUGGAGUGCAUCAAGUCAUUCGGGUUUGCCUUGCUGGCCCGUUCGCAGUAUCACUGGCAGCUGAGCUUCCUGCAGGCCGAGCAGGUGCUGUUGGCACAGCUGGAUGAGGACGGGGGCUGCCGCAGCAGGUGUCUCCAGGCCCUGAGGCAGAUGAAGGAGGACGUCUGGUGUCCGGGAAAGAGGCCGGUCAUCACGUCCCACCAUCUGCAGACCGUGCUUUUUUGGACUUGUGAGAAAUACCCACACUUGAAGGACUGGCGGGUCUUCAGCAAAGCCUUCCUGCGCCUGGUGAGGGAACUGCACAAGUGCGUGAGCCAGCACUUUCUGAAGCACUAUUUCGUGCGAAAGAGCAACCUCCUCCGGUCUGCCAACUCGGGCGACCUGGACGCCGUGGCCCAGAGACUGGCCCUCUUCCUGAAGAACCCCCAGAUCAGCCUGCCCUGAAGCUGCCCCUGCCUGGGAGGCUCUCAGACGUUUUAUCCUGGCUUGACCUCGUUCUUUGUAGGAUCCUGCCCAGGAGAGAAGCAACCUAGGGCACAGGAAAUUACAUGGACCCAGGAGCGCUUAAGAGGGGAAAGCUGUACCCCAAGAUGUGUGACCCAGGCCUCCCUGGAGCCAAGCAAGUGUUCCAGCCCUCACUAGCUACCUCCCUUGGGGACAGCUGUCCUCAGGCUUCCCCAAGCCACUGAUUCUGAGCUGACGACAGGCAGCACUGAAUGUAUUCUGCCUUGCUCGGGCUCCGACUGUCUGCCCGAGAGGACAGAGACGAGAGCCACUGGAAGGCCAGGCACCAGCCUGCGGCCCAGGAGUGGGUCUCCAGCCCACUGGCCUCGGUUCUUCUUCUUCUUGUUCCAUUUGUCAAAUGCAGCUGUGAAUAUACCUUUCUCAGA